Messenger RNA from Eurypyga helias (sunbittern), 582 nucleotides. It is a transcript of the gene VASH2, whose product is annotated as vasohibin 2. Gene Ontology annotation, cellular component: cytoplasm. The record is from RefSeq and is a predicted model, not a curated record. Gene Ontology annotation, biological process: regulation of angiogenesis. Lineage: Eukaryota; Metazoa; Chordata; Aves; Eurypygiformes; Eurypygidae.
UCAGUGCCGCCAGUGCCAAACUACAAGCUCUCCAUGUCGAUCCCAGAAUGGCUCCAGGCAAUACAGACUUACAUGAAGAUGCUGCAAUACAAUCACACAGGAACACAGUUCUUCGAGAUUAGAAAAACCAGACCUCUAAGUGGGUUAAUGGAGACAGCAAAAGAAAUGACCAGGGAGUCCUUACCCAUCAAAUGCCUUGAAGCAGUUAUCCUAGGGAUCUACUUAACGAACGGGCAGCCCUCCGUGGAACGAUUCCCCAUCAGCUUUAAAACCCACUUCUCAGGGAACUGUUUUCAUCACGUGGUGCUCGGGAUUUACUGCAACGGCCGGUACGGCUCCCCCCGCCCGAUGGACAAACCUCUAACGUACCGAACUCUGAGCGACCUCAUCUUUGAAUUUGAAGACUCCUAUAAAAAGUACUUGCAUUCGGUCAAAAAAGUAAAAAUCGGGUUGUAUGUCCCGCAUGACCCGCACAGCUUUCAGCCCAUCGAGUGGAAACAGCUGGUCCUCAACGUAUCCAAAAUGAUGCGCACAGAAGUCAGGAAGGAACUGGAGAAGUUUGCCAGGGAUAUGAGGAUGAAG